Fusarium verticillioides 7600 is the source of this 384-nucleotide messenger RNA. RefSeq lists its product as hypothetical. The record is from RefSeq and is a predicted model, not a curated record. The transcript has a single exon. NCBI's taxonomy places the organism in Eukaryota, Fungi, Ascomycota, Sordariomycetes, Hypocreales, Nectriaceae. The coding region runs from base 1 to 336 and encodes 111 amino acids.
AUGUGUCAACUGCCGAUUCAUCCAAGGAUCGCAGCUAUUGGAGCUGUUGUUGUCAUCAAAAACUACUGGUCGUUUUUAUCGACCUGGUCGGAUAUCGAAAUACUACAGAUUCAGUCCUUUCUUUAUGUGCCUACAGCUGAUUCCCGACUUGUCCAAGAAGUCAAGACGACAUUCUCAAAGUUGGGUGCCCAGCAACGAGUUCGGAUUUAUCUAUGCCAGAGCAAAAACAUCCAGGUCUAUGGAGAGCAGACACUGAAUGCCGAUUACCACGCUGAGAAAAUCUCAACGCGGUUGCUGGCAAACAUUACACACGAGAAACUGUUGGAAAAAUGUUAGUGUCACGGAAACCCGAUUAUAGCAUUGCCUCAUGCUUGAGGCUCUCGC